GACGUCACAACAUUGGGGUUUUAUUUUGCUCUUUUAAACUUUUUAUAUUACAAACAAACAAUUUAAUAGCUUUCGAUUCGGGCCAAAUGUCAAGCGAACUGGAAAACACGACAAAUUCAGAGGCGCUGGUCGUCGAUACCAAGUUUGAUACAAAGGGCGAACUACCUACGGCAGCAGCUUCUGGUGCUGCAAUUCCACAGCCCAGCGACAGCUCCUCAGCGCCUACUUCUCCCACUUCACCCAGAGUUGCAGAGGCCAAUACCAACGAGACCAGCGCAGCAAACAACACAUCCGAAGUAGCACAAAAGGAGGCAGAGGAGCAGCAGCAAAAGAACGCCGAGCGCGACCGAGAAAUAGUCGAAGAGUUUGACAAAUACUGGAUGCCGCAGUUCCAGCGCACAUUUGAGGUGUACACACGCCUUUGGAAGUUCCAGAACCAGCACCGGCGCUGGGAGGUGGGCGAGAUGGCAUCUAAAAUUGGGCAGCUGUACUACCGCUACUACCUGCGGACGAGUGACACUAACAACCUGCAUGAGGCGUAUGUGUUUUAUGAAGCUAUCCGCGAGCGCAACUACUUCAAGGGCGAGCAGGAGACGAAGAACUCGGCGUUGAUGAUCAAGAAACUGCGUUAUUAUGCUCGGUUCAUCGUGGUCUGCCUGCAGAUGAACAACGUGGCGAUGAUGCUACAGCUAUUGGAGGAGGUGCGCGGGCUUAUUGAUUUGUACGCGACGACGUUCAAUCCCGUUGAUAAGAUGGAGUGGUCGCUGGUGGUUAAGGAGAUGGCGCUGUUUAUGCAGGCUGUCUGCGGACCGCUGCCGACCGAUGAGGGCGGUGCCUCUCUGCCGGUGAGCUACCGGCUGUCGGCGCGGAGACGGCCCAAGGUGGACAGGGACGGGCCGCGCGUCCGCCUGCAGGAGGCGUUAUCGUGGGCAAUCAUCAAGUUUUCCGAGCUCACGCUCGACAUAGCCGAAGUUGCGCCUGCAGCAACGGACGAGGGUUCUGCUGUCGCUGAUUCCACUGCAGUUUCACCAGAGGCUGCCGGCGUCAUGACUGCUGAUGCCGAGAAGAAGCUGGAGGGUGCAGCACAGGCCGGCGAUGCAGAAAAGGAAAAAGAAAGGGCCGACAUUGCUGGAGACAAGGACUCGGAGCGCGACAAGAUAGCUGUGGGGCGGCGCAACAACCCGCACAAGUACGUUCUGUACCAGCCGCACUUUAGCCAAAUACAAGUGUACCUGGCCAAUGCAUUCCGCGAGAUUGGCGAGCAGGGCUGCGUGCUGCUGUACCUGUCCUCAGAGGGCAGCAGCGCUAAGCCCGCGACAGAGAUAUCUACAGCGGCGGCAUUAUCGCACGGGUUCAUUGGUGGUAUUUCAACCACCAGGCGGAGCACAGGCGAGACCAAGGAUCGAGGCAUCGAACAGCUCGUGCAUACGGUGCAUCCCGCCGACCUCCUCCCCUACACGCGCAAGCCGUUCUUCCUGAUUGUUGAGAGCGAGAGCUCGGGGGCGUACUUGAACAUGCCCAAUCUUUUCAACCAGCCGCUCCUCUGCCUGCUCUCGCCGACAGCGUACCCGGUGUCGAGCAGCUCUGGAAGCAUAUACACGUUCUUCUUGCACUCACCGGUGAUUGCAUUCUGUAUUAUAUCACAGGUGACCAUGAUGACGGGGGCAAAAUGGUCCGAGGUGCAGCGGAUGUUUGAUGCGCUGGAGGACCGGGUGUUUGAGCUCCUUCUGGCGAAAGUCACGGAUGCUAGAGUGCGUAAGUUCUUGGGGGACGAUUUCUUGCGGCAGAUGGUCGCGCGUCAUGUCAUUUGCUGCGUGACGCUGGGGCUGCAUGUGGAGUUUAGCCGGCCGGAGCAUUUGCCCAAGGCGGAGCCGGAGAGGUUUGAGGCUGUGGUCGAGGACAGCGAGGUGAUAGGAUUGGUGCGGGAGAUUGUGGCUGCGUGUGGGGUGGAGGCACUUUACAGCAUGGCUGAGAAAGUGCAGUCGAGGUCGCCCAGCCCGGCGCCAUCUGUGGCAUCUGCGGUAUCACCCACUGUGCCUGAAGCUGCGGAUGCCGAGACCGCGGUCUCUGGCUUGGUAUCCGAAGAGCCGUCCUCGCCGCAAUGAGAGUGACGUUUCUUUUAUUUGAAGUUUUGGUUUUCAGUGAUUGGCUGUGAUUGUGAUUUUUGAUUGUAAUCAGCGAUUUUCACCACUUUGUGAACGGAAAUAAAAAUUAAGCUUUUGCGCAUGCGUCGUCAUUUUUUUGUUCUCGUAAUUAAAAAAGUUGAAUCCAUCCUAGCCCACUUUGGAAUCGCAUCCAUUGCAGCUCAUGCACUUUGGCUUGUUGGCUUGGGGAGGAGGAUAAUAGUGGAUAAAAAGAAUGCUGAGUGGAAUAACUUUGCAAUAUUGGUAUUAAAAUCCCCAAACUUGCCCUCAUUAAUAUUGCUCACGCGCUUGCU
This is a messenger RNA of Kickxella alabastrina, 2437 nucleotides long. RefSeq lists its product as uncharacterized. The coding region runs from base 87 to 2105 and encodes 672 amino acids. Lineage: Eukaryota; Fungi; Kickxellomycota; Kickxellomycetes; Kickxellales; Kickxellaceae. The transcript is spliced from 6 exons. Gene Ontology annotation, cellular component: nucleus. Gene Ontology annotation, biological process: DNA-templated transcription. Gene Ontology annotation, molecular function: transcription corepressor activity. The record is from RefSeq and is a predicted model, not a curated record.